Messenger RNA from Camellia sinensis, 2796 nucleotides. The record is from RefSeq and is a predicted model, not a curated record. NCBI's taxonomy places the organism in Eukaryota, Viridiplantae, Streptophyta, Magnoliopsida, Ericales, Theaceae.
AUGGAAGAAGAGAGGAUUGGGCUCCUGAAACUUAAAGAUGCACUCAAGAAUAGGUCAUUUUUAAGUUCAUGGGGUGGUGAAGAGAGUAAUUGCUGUAGGUGGAGGAAGGUCAAGUGUGAUAAUACCACAAAAAGAGUGAUCAAACUUUCUCUAAGUAGCAAACUACAACCCCAGCAGCUUAAUUCGUCCUUGGAUGCUUCAUUAUUUCUUCCCUUCACAGAAUUGCAGGUCUUAACAUUAUCUUGGAACGGCUUGAAAGGUUUCCAAGGAGUGCUUAGAUUGAAUAAAUUACAAAAUUUGAAUUUACAUCAAAAUGAAUUCACAGAACUCCCAUCCUUGGGUGGGCUACCAUCCCUUACAUCCCUAGAUCUUGUAUCCAAUUUUUUGGGGAACUCAAACAAUUUUGAAGAGCUAACUACUUUGAGCAAUUUGGAAGUGUUGAAGCUGGGCAAUAAUUCGAUUACCAGUGAGAUUGCAACCUCUUUUGCAACCUCUAUUGCAAGCCUCACGUCUCUUAAGACCUUAUCUUUAGCAGACAAUAAACUAAAUGGCUUGUGGCCAGUUGAAGGCAUGUGCAAAUUGAAGAACCUUGAAGAGUUGGAUCUGUCUUCGUGUGGUCUAGAGGGAAAGCUGCCACCAUGUCUCUCCAAUUUGACAUCCAUCCGUUCGCUUGAACUUUCGAAAAACAAUUUCAGAGGAACUAUUCCUUCAACCCUCUUCUUUAGUCUCAAGUCACUGGAGUAUGUUUCUCUUUCUGAAAAUCUUUUUGAAGGCUUGUUCUCAUUCAGUUCGCUUGCUAACAACUCCAAACUUGUGGUCUUUAAACUCGCAAAUUAUAACAAUCUUUUAAGGGUGGAGACAGAGAUCCCACAUAUGUUCCUUCACUUUCAAUUGAAAGUCCUCCACUUAUCAAAUUGUACUCUCAACGAGCCACAUGGAACUAUACCGAGCUUUCUCUUAAAUCAAUAUGACUUGAAAGCUGUUGACCUUGGCUACAACAAAAUAAUAGGAAAGUUCCCAAGUUGGUUGUUAGCAAAUAAUACAAGAUUGGAAUUCCUAUGCCUUACCGAAAAUCUCUUCAGUGGGUCUCUUGAUUUUCAUCCUAAUUCAUACAAUGUCAACAUGACUGUGCUUGACGCCUCCAACAAUGUUCUCGAUGGACAACUUCCAUCUUAUAUUGGUUCCGUGCUUCCAAAUUUGUAUUUCUUAAAAAUAUCCCAAAAUGGAUUGCACGGUAAUAUCCCUUCGUCAUUGGGUGAUAUGAGAGGGUUAUUUUCAUUAGACUUGUCCAGCAAUAAGUUAUAUGGACAAGUCCCAGAGCAUCUAGCCAGUGGUUGCAAAUCAUUGACAAUUUUAAGGCUUUCAUACAAUAAUUUGCAUGGCCAAAUACUUCCUAUCAAUGCAAACCUUGCAAAGCUACAGUUUUUAUAUUUGAACAACAAUAACUUCUCAGGGGAGCUCUCACCUGGACUUUUAAAUAGCUCCAAAUUGGAAUUGCUAGAUAUUAGCAAUAACAGAGUGUUUGGGAAAAUUCCUAGUUGGAUAAAAGACAAUCCCUCUUUAACUUUUCUCAUAAUGUCCAAAAAUUCUUUGGAAGGUCCAUUACCAAUAGAAUUUUGCAAAUUGAAUGAACUUCGCUACGUCGACCUUUCUCAUAACAAUAUUGGCCCAACCAUACCACCUUGUGCAAAUAUGUUGUCCUUGAAUUACCUACAUUUGCAAAGAAAUGAUUUUAGGGGAACUAUACCAAUUGUUCUAUCUAAAGCUUUUUCCCUAGUAACAUUAGAUAUGAGCGACAACAAAUUAUCAGGUGAAAUUCCUAAGUGGAUCACUUCACUGUCAAAUUUGAGGAUCCUGCUCCUGAAAAGUAACAAUCUUGAUGGUCUCAUUCCUAUCGAUUUGUGCCAACUCAAAAACAUAAGCAUAUUGGAUCUCUCUCAUAAUCAUUUUUCUGGAUCCAUUCCACCUUGCUUGAAAGAUAUCACUUUUGGAUGGGGAAGAACAUUGGAUGGUACAUUUUCUAUCAGAGACCAAAAUAUGUCUUCGUUUGUAAGCUCAUACAAAACUCAACUUCCUAUAAAGGCGUUGGAUUAUUAUUUAGGAUAUUAUACAUUCGAUGAGACUGAAGGAGUGGAGUUUCUAACAAAGAGCAGGUAUGAAACCUACAUGGGAAAUGUUUUGUACUUCAUGUCUGGAAUAGAUCUUUCUUGUAACAAUCUAACUGGUCAAGUUCCUUCUGAAAUUGGAAACCUAAGUUGGAUUAUUUCAUUGAACCUCUCAUACAACCAAUUGACUGGUGCAAUCCCGGAGACAUUUUCCCACCUAAAGCAAAUACAAAGCUUGGACCUAUCUCACAAUAAGUUGAGUGGUCAGAUUCCUUUACAAUUGAUAGAGUUAACCUUCUUGUCAGUCUUCAAAGUCGGUUACAACAACUUAUCUGGUAGAACACCAGAGAGACGGGCUCAAUUUGCCACAUUUGAUAAAAGCAGUUACGAAGGAAACAUUUUUCUUUGUGGAGAGCCAUUAAAGAAAAGUUGUACCAACACUGACCAUCAUGCUCCACCGUCUUCAGAACUGAUUUUUAACACCCACAAUGAUUCCUUCCUCUCUAAAACCUUCUCCCAUAUCAUUAUGGGUGUACUUCCUUCUCUGCCGGCGGCGGCAGCGGCGGAGUUGGGCAGCUACGAUAGGGACGACGUCGAUGGAGACGACAGACUUUCAAGAUGCUCGUUCUUCGGGUUAUUUUUGCCAGGUAUUCGUUGGGUGGCAGUAGAUCUUUCAUAUCCGGCGGUCUGA